AUGGCGAGACAAACAGCUGUGCAGGAGUGCGGAGCGAGGCAGCCGCAGAUCGACCAACAUCGCGCCACCAUGGACGGAGAGCAGUCGCGCGUCGUCGCCCUUCUUGACUCCCUGCUGUUCAUCAGCAGGUCCGAUGCGCCGAUGGGGAUGUGGGUGAAGUUUGUGCGUUACCUGGCGGAGGGGGGCGUGCCUGGCUUCCCGAAGAAGGGGUACGGCACCUACUACACCACGGAGGCACUCGCGGCAAAAACAGCGGCCGAGAAGAUUCAGGCGUUCAAUGUCAUUGACACGGUGAUUCGCACCGUGGGCAUUCAUUCCGUCUGGUGGCUUUCGUGGGGCGACGCAGUGCUCAGGCUUGUCGCGGUGCUUCCGGCACUCAUCGUGAUGCUGAAGGAGUGGGACGCGAACCUCUAUGCUCUGGUUACGAGUUACAGGUUUCAUUUCCUUCUCUUCUUCAUUGCUGAUGUGCUUGAGCAGCUCAACAUCCUGAACCGGGUGUUCCAGCAAAAGGAGCUUGACUAUGCCGGCGUGCAUGCGCAGAUCAAGCGCACGACGUCCCACAUCGAGAGCCGCUACAUUGAUUGCGGCGACGACUUCGGUGGCGGCGUGAGCGAGCUGCUGUCCCCCUUCAUCGCGCGCCAUGGGCCAGGAGGAAACCGGGAGGUGAAAGUUGAAGGCAUUGACUCAGACGGCCGUCCAGCACGCUUCAAAUUCAUGCUACAUGAGGACGAGCUGGAGGAGUUCGAAAGGCCCGGGACCCAUGACGACUGCGUGUCACUCUGCACGGAGUUCGCGGAGGUGAUUGUUCACCAGCUCGAGCAUCGGCUAGGCGACCUGGAUGGGAUGUCCGGGGUGAAGCUGUUCCUGCCAGACGAGUACCCGCUGGAUCGAGCCGAGAGGAAACGGAGGUGCCUUCAGUGGCUACAGUCGCUGGUCACUUUGUUCAAGGCUGACCUGACGGAGGAGAUCGUGCCAGCUGUCAUGCUGAAGGAUGCACGGCUGGGCGAACUCAUGUGCAUGAGCCUCAUGGACUAUGAGCCCAACUGGGAGGAGAUCGUGACAAUCUGGAGGGCCUGCAAGAAGCGCAAGCCCCACAGCAACGCUCCUCUCCCGCCUGCGGAAAAGCAACAGAACAAGGCCAAGGAGGCAGAGGAGGUGAUGGAAGUAGAAGACAUAGAGCAGGAUGAUGAUGCAUCCGAUAGUGAUGAUGAUGGAUUUGAUGAGUAG
Closterium sp. Naga37s-1 is the source of this 1227-nucleotide messenger RNA. NCBI's taxonomy places the organism in Eukaryota, Viridiplantae, Streptophyta, Zygnematophyceae, Desmidiales, Closteriaceae. The record is from the annotation of a GenBank genome assembly.